This is a messenger RNA of Rotaria sp. Silwood1, 708 nucleotides long. NCBI's taxonomy places the organism in Eukaryota, Metazoa, Rotifera, Eurotatoria, Philodinida, Philodinidae. The record is from the annotation of a GenBank genome assembly.
AUGAAACAAAAAAUUGGUGAUAGUACUAGUUUAGAUUCUCUUGGAAAAUUAUUAUUGAGAAUGGAUGAGAAUGAAAAAGCACGAAAAUGUUAUGAACGAAUGAUAGACGAAGCAUUAUUGAUGGUAGCAGAUGCUCGAUUAGGUCUUGGAUGGGCACAUCUUCGUUGCAAUAAUUGUGAUGAAAGUCUGAAACAAUUUGAAGAAGUCCUACAAAUACGAGAAUAUGUAUUAGGAGAAGAUCAUUCUAAUAUUGGAGAGACUUAUUGUUUUAUUGGUGAAGUUCAUUUAGAAAACGAGGAUUAUGAACAAGCUUUGAUCGAUUUGCAUAAAGCAAUCAAAAUUCAAGAAAAAACACUUUCUUCUAAUUCGCUUGAUCUUCCUGCAACUUAUGAUAGUACAGAAAAUGCAUAUACUCUUAUGAAAAAAUAUGAUUUAGCUUUAGAAUAUUAUGAAAAAACACUUAAAAUUCUUUAUUCAAAAGCAUUAGAAUAUUAUCAAAAAUCACUUGAAAUUAGUCGUAAAACAUUACCACCAAGGUAUCAAAAUAUUAUUGAAAUAGAAAUAGCUAUUCGUCAAAUCGAAUCUAAAAUGAAACAUUCAUCAAAUAUUCAAUCAAUAAAUAUAUUACAGAAUAUUCAUUCAUUGUUCUAUAAGAAUUACAUACUUUUAUUUCAUGUUCGUUUUAAUUGUCUUAUAGAUUUGGAAUGA